Messenger RNA from Glycine soja, 1141 nucleotides. Its product is annotated as GTP-binding protein SAR1A-like. The record is from RefSeq and is a predicted model, not a curated record. NCBI's taxonomy places the organism in Eukaryota, Viridiplantae, Streptophyta, Magnoliopsida, Fabales, Fabaceae. Gene Ontology annotation, biological process: intracellular protein transport; endoplasmic reticulum to Golgi vesicle-mediated transport; vesicle organization. Gene Ontology annotation, cellular component: COPII vesicle coat; endoplasmic reticulum exit site. Gene Ontology annotation, molecular function: GTP binding; GTPase activity. The transcript has 3 exons. The coding region runs from base 240 to 821 and encodes 193 amino acids.
UUAGUUAGAUGUCGUGUUUGGGACAAAAAAGAGAAAUGAGGUGCAUUCGUAUUCCUACCACAUGCGUUUGGAACGCUGAAUUAAUUUUCGCCUAAAAGGACAAUCUAAGACUUCGGUGGGAUCUAGGUUAGCAACCAGCGAUCUGGGACUUUUCUUUCUCCCCCACACCACACCCAGAUUCAAAAACUCGCUCUGCUCUGCUCUGCAAUUCCCCUUCCGUUUCGUUUCGAUCUCAAAACAUGUUCUUCUUCGAUUGGUUCUAUGGCAUUCUAGCUUCCCUCGGUCUCUGGCAGAAAGAAGCCAAAAUUCUCUUCCUUGGUCUCGAUAAUGCAGGGAAGACCACACUCCUUCACAUGCUCAAAGACGAGAGAUUAGUUCAGCACCAGCCGACCCAACACCCCACUUCGGAGGAAUUGAGCAUUGGGAAGAUCAAGUUUAAGGCUUUUGAUUUGGGGGGUCAUCAAGUUGCCCGCAGAGUCUGGAAAGACUAUUACGCGAAGGUGGAUGCAGUAGUUUACCUGGUUGAUGCCUUUGACAAAGAGAGGUUUGCAGAAUCAAAGAAGGAGCUUGAUGCCUUGCUUUCAGAUGAAUCAUUGGCAAAUGUUCCAUUUCUUGUGCUAGGCAACAAGAUUGACAUUCCAUAUGCUGCAUCAGAAGAAGAGCUACGUUAUCAUCUAGGCCUGACCAAUUUCACCACGGGGAAGGGGAAGGUCAACCUCACGGAGUCGAACCUUCGGCCUCUAGAAGUGUUCAUGUGCAGCAUUGUACGCAAGAUGGGAUAUGGAGAUGGCUUCCAAUGGGUCUCUCAAUAUAUUAAGUAGAUUCUGGCAUCAUUUCCCCCCUUUCCUUGAUCUACCAGCACUGUCUGCAGUUACAUCAGAAGAGGUUUUUUCUGUUUUUGCUAUUGAUGAUUUCAUUUUGAUUGGAUUAUUUAAUACAACUGCAGUUAUGUUAUGUUAUGUGUCAAAAUUUGUAUCUUUAGAUAUUUUCUCUUGUGGGGUGGGGGAUAUUUUCUGUUUGAAACACUGGAUUCUGUUGUAGGGGUUAUGUAUGACCGGGGAGAAACACAAUAAUAACACUGGAAAAAUUUUAUUCCACUUUCUUCCCGGAAGAUUUUGACUGGAAACUGAGCUUUUUCUUA